AUGCUCAAAUACGUGACAGUCGUUUGUGUACUGGCAGCUCUAUGCGCAGGAGCACCGCAAAAUCCACAGGAUGUACAGAUCCUGCGGUUCGACAGCGACGUGCAACCGGACGGAUACAGCUUCGCAUAUGAGACUAGUGAUGGUACAUCAAGACAAGAGCAGGGCAAACUCGAUAACCCACAGUCAGAAAACGCUGCCCUCACUGUGACUGGCCAGUACUCGUACGUUGCUCCAGAUGGCAAGCACUACUCUGUCCAAUUCACCGCUGGCCCUGAAGGUUUCCAACCUAAAACCUCACUGGGACAAAAG
Messenger RNA from Brenthis ino (lesser marbled fritillary), 309 nucleotides. The record is from the annotation of a GenBank genome assembly. NCBI's taxonomy places the organism in Eukaryota, Metazoa, Arthropoda, Insecta, Lepidoptera, Nymphalidae.